AUGGACGAGGAUAUCUCCAACUUCGUCGCCAUCACGGCAGCUAGCCCGGAGGCCGCUCGCGGCUUCCUGGAGAUGACCAACAACAAUCUGGAGCAGGCUAUUCAGCUUUUCUUCGAGAACCCCGACAUUCAGAGUAGUUUCAACCAGCCGUCGGCCACCUCCUCGACAGCGCCGCCAGUGCCCUCGAGCACCCGACCGAAUGUUGGACGGCAGGACGAGCGCGGGGUCAUUCACAUAGAUAGUGAUGACGAUGGCGAUACGGCUAUGACGGUGGACGAUAUGGACGAUAACUUUGGACACGACGACUCCGAGAUUGCGGCAAACGAACAGGUGGCGGCCAUUGCCCGAAGCGCCCAAGAGGAAGAGGAUGCCGCCAUGGCCAAGAGAUUACAAGAGGAACUUUACGGCGGUGGUCCUGGAGGUGGUGGUGGCGGCGCUGGAAUUGGCGGUGGUCAGGAUGAUGUCAGAUCACCCAUCGCCAGAACCACCGAGACGCUGGUUGGAGGCUAUGACGGUGACGAUGGUAUGGACAUGGACACCAUCAUUCGGGCACAAAUGAGACAGAGAGAAGCCGCCAGGGCAGCUCGAGCUGGUGGUGGAAACCCCUUUGCUCAUAACCUGUCCAUCUGGGAUGAUGACAGCCCAGCUGCCGCCCAGCCCGCCCAACCCGCUGCAACGGAAGGCGGCACGCGAGCCCAGAGACUGGCAGAGCUGUUCCGGCCGCCCUACGACAUUAUGUCCAGACUGGAGUGGGACGAGGCGAGACAGGAGGGCAAGGACGAGAAGAAGUGGAUUCUGGUCAACCUCCAGGAUAUGAGCGACUUCAACUGCCAAGCCUUGAAUCGGGAUAUUUGGAAAGAUGCGGCUAUCAGGAGGCUAUUGGAUGAUGCCUUCAUCUUCCUGCAGUAUGACAAGGACGCCAUGGCGGCACAGCAGUACAUCAACUUUUACUUCCACGGCACCGGCCACGAGAACCCAGAUAACUACCCGCAUGUCGCCAUCAUCGAUCCGAGAACAGGAGAGCAGGUCAAGGUUUGGAGUGGAAGACCGUUCCCCAGCGCAUCUGACUUCCACGCGCAGCUGGCCGAAUUCUUGGACCGCUAUAGCUUGGCGGCGAACAGCAAGAACCCCGUAGUGGAUCAAGCAGCGCCCCGCCCCAAGACCGUCGAUGUCGACCGAAUGACGGAGGAUGAGAUGCUGGAGAUGGCAUUGCAAAACAGCCUUGCAGCGUCCAACGGCGGUAGCAGCAGCAGCUCCAAGCCUAAGACGAGCGUAUUCGAUCCUGAUGCGCUGACCAAGUCGGACUCAUCCAGUGGCCGAGGCCAGGGCAUUUCUUCAGUCGAGGAGGCGGCGGGCGGCAUUACUCCCCCUGCUGAGCCGGCAGCGGCGCAGAGCGCCUGGGCCCGGAUUGCGGGUGACAAGCCGCACACGGAGCCAGAGAACAACCCGGCAACGACGACAAGGAUACAAUUCCGACACCCUACUGGACGUGUCAUCCGUCGAUUCAAUCUGGAGGACCCGGUCAGACGCAUCUAUGAGUGGCUCAAGGCCGAGCCCCUCGAGGGCAAGGAAGGAAUUGAGGUUGAAUUGAAGCGUAUGCCGCAGGGCCAGGACUUGAGUGACGGGUUGGACACGACUAUCAUGGAGGCUGGGCUCAAGAACGGCACCGUCAUGAUUGAGUUCAUUGAGGACUAG
This is a messenger RNA of Colletotrichum costaricense, 1695 nucleotides long. RefSeq names its product UBX domain-containing protein. Gene Ontology annotation, molecular function: ubiquitin binding. Gene Ontology annotation, cellular component: nucleus. The transcript is spliced from 2 exons. The coding region runs from base 1 to 1695 and encodes 564 amino acids. Gene Ontology annotation, biological process: proteasome-mediated ubiquitin-dependent protein catabolic process. Lineage: Eukaryota; Fungi; Ascomycota; Sordariomycetes; Glomerellales; Glomerellaceae. The record is from RefSeq and is a predicted model, not a curated record.